Molecule: messenger RNA, 417 nt
Organism: Solanum verrucosum
Lineage: Eukaryota; Viridiplantae; Streptophyta; Magnoliopsida; Solanales; Solanaceae
Product: auxin-responsive protein SAUR21-like
Exons: 1
Coding region: 75-350 (91 amino acids)
Biological process (GO): response to auxin
Source: RefSeq, a predicted model, not a curated record
UCACUUGAUGUGUAUUCCUCAAAAUCCUUUAUCUUUCUGUGAAGUCAUCAUUUGAAGUUACAAAGUAUCUCACUAUGGGUAUCAAAAUGAGUCCGCUUAUUCAAGGUACUAGAAUCUUGAGGAGGUUUUCAAAUUCCGGAGGUGUUCCAAAAGGACAUUGUGCAGUAUAUGUAGGAGAGAGCCAGAAGAAGAGAUUCAUCGUGCCAAUAUCAUACUUGAGCCAGCCUUUAUUUCAAGACUUGUUAACUCAAGCUGAAGAACAGUUUGGUUUCGAUCAUCCAAUGGGUGGUCUCACAAUACCUUGCAAGGAAGACGUGUUUGUUCAUCUCACAUCCCGCUUGAGAUCAUAAAUUGUAUCAAAGUGCAAAUUCUCUUGCACAUGAAAUUUUGUAGAGUAGUAGACUUAGAUAUUAGAAA